UUUCACUUUCAGUUCUAUCUGUCCGCGGCGACAGCUACACGCCGCGACAGACGAAGAAGAAGAAAACGCGUAACUUGGUCGCGAAUGUCUCUUCUAGUUGGACCUAUAAACGACCUUUUAGACACUUUUGAGUGGAGCAGGCUAAGUGACAGUUGGACGCGGACAGGAAGUCGCGUGGAAGCUUGUCAAAACAACAGCAGCUCUGUUGUGUCGUAACCGCGACACAUCUCUGUGUUACCUGUCCUUUCAGGUGUGACCAUGGCCUCCGAAGAUGCACCGAAAGUCAAUUUGAAAGAGGCGGAGGAACUCGCCCUGUCUCUGAGCGACGCCCUCAGCAGCGGGAACGCCCAAGAGGCAGUCAAACUGUGCCAGAGGCUGUCACAACUGUCCGUCCCGGUGUCCGUCAGCAUCAGCAGUCAGGCCUACCCUCAGGACUCCAUAAGGUUGAGAGUCGGAGUAGAGGAUGCCCAGUCAGAUACCUACAUCCCAUUGUCCAUUAUGGUGUCUCCUGACAUGACAAUUGCACAACUCAAAGAUCAGAUCAGUCACGACUAUGGGUUCCCGCCUUCGCUGCAGCGCUGGGUGAUCGGCAAGCGGCUGGCUCAGGACAAGGAGUCGUUGUACAGCCACGGCAUCCGCGAGAACGGGGACCAGGUCUUCCUGUUCAUCCUCUCCGCCGAAUCUGCUCAUCUGACACGGCAUCUGCACAAACUGGACCAGGAGCAGCAACGCAUAGAGGGCAUCGUGGAGUCGAUGGAGUCAAUGCAGCUUUUACCCAGAGGGCCGGGCGGAGGUGGUGGUGGAGAGAGGGCAGCUCCUCCUCCAGAGCCUCGACACACUCCUCUGCCUACAAAGCCCCCGACCGCCACUAAACCUGCUGUGCUUCCUAAACCUCGGUUGGGCUGGGCCUGUGCCAGGUGCACCUACGUGAACAAACCAACGCGUCCCGGCUGUGAGAUCUGUGGAGGGGAGCGGCCAGAGGAUUACGAGGUGCCUGCCGUCUACCAGCCGGACAAGCAGGAGGUUCUACGAAUUCAGCAGGAGCAGCUGGCUGUGCUGCAGUAUCAACAGGCUCGGCAGGAAGAACGAGAGAAGAACUACCUGUACCUGUUGGCAGCAGAAGAACAAAACCUAAUACCUAACGCUAUGGCGACAGACUGUCCCAUCUGCUUCUCCACGAUGGAGCCAGGACAGGGCAUCGUGCUCAGAGAGUGUCUACACACCUUCUGCAGGGAGUGCCUACGAGGAACAAUAGUGAACAGCCAAGAUGCCGAGGUGUCGUGUCCUGACGAAUGUGACAGCAAGCUGCUGGACCGAGAGAUCCGAGCGCUGCUCUCAGACGAAGAGCACCAGCGGGUGCUGGAGUUGCGCCUGAGCAUCGCAGAGAGCCGCGCCGAGCACAGCUUCCACUGUCAGACUCCCAACUGUCGAGGGUGGUGCGUCUACGAGGAUGAGGUCGACGAGUUCGUCUGUGAACUCUGCAACGAAACCAACUGCAUUCUGUGCAGGGCCAUCCAUGAAGGCAUGAAUUGCAGGGACUACCAGGAUGACCUGCGCAUCCGAGCGGAGAACGACCAGGCGGCUCAGCAAACCAAGCAGAUGCUCGAGAGUAUGCUGCAGAACGGGGAGGCCAUGAAGUGUCCACGGUGUGACAUCGUCGUCCAGAAGAAAGACGGCUGCGACUGGAUCUGCUGCUUGAUGUGCAAGACGGAAAUCUGCUGGGUCACCAAACAAGCUCGCUGGGGACCAAAUGGCAGUGGCGACACAUCGGGCGGCUGUAGAUGUAGAGUCGGUAACAAGCCUUGCCAUCCCAACUGCCACAAUUGCCACUGACACAAGCGCACGAGUGAACAUAUACAGUGCGCGUGCGUGCGUGCGUGCGCGCAAUGCAGCUGCAAGCACAUACACACUCUCAAGAAAAAGGGCCGCAUCACAUUCAGCAAGCUAUGCACCCUUCCUGCUUUUAUCUACUACGUCUUCUGCAGCUGAGGAUAUUAACUGCCAUUUUGAGAAAAUGAGCCACAAUAAUGUAUUUUUGUGUGGAAUCAACGCUUAAUGUAUACACGCCAAUCUUAUUUCGACAGCCAUCGUGUCGCGUUUACUCGAGUUUGGCUUCACCUCAAAUAAGUGGUUUUAAUCAGGAAAGCAAUAACCAAAUGUAACACUUUCUUACCUUUGCAAGAAAAAGGCCUGUGCUCACACUAUAUGAAUAGUUCAUAAAAAAGAAUUCCCAAUCUUUACCUAUGGCUACAAUUAAUUAACUACAACUAACAAUGUUAGUUUCCUCCGCCAAGGAGCUUAUGUUUUCAUGCCUGUCUGUUUGUUAGUUUGUUUUUCAGCAGGAUUAUGCAAUUAUUGAACGGUUUUCCACAAAACUUGGGACAUGGGCCACCAAAGAACCCAUUACAUUUUGGCUCAUGGAGAGAAUCCAGGAAUAUUUUUUAAUCCCUUUCUCUUAAUAUUGCAAUGUAUGGAAUUUUUUACCCAGCGAAUAGUUCAUGGGUCUUGAUGAUAAAUCAGGCAUAUUUAGGGGACUGAUAUCGAUGAAUGUGCAGCUUAAUAUAAUUUAAGGGGGCAGUUCUAGUUCAUAAGUAUUUUUUGACAUUUUCUACAAUGUAUUUGUCAAUUAAACGUCAUUGAUAAGUGACGAAACAUAUUCAUCUGUAAUGGGAAAUUUAAGAAAUGUUUUUUUCUUUCAGUCGACUAUUUAGGCUGCAGUGAAGGAUGUUUGACAUGUUUACACUGAAUCAACGUGUUCAUAAUGUAUAACAAGGUGCUCUAGUGCAAUUCAUGGCUUUUUAAUUGAGAUGCUGUACUUGUUUUUGUCAGGUCUCUUUGUCUGUAAUUCUUAAGUCAUCAUCCCUCAAGCCUUAAAUGAUGUAUUAUAAUAUAUAGAAUAUAUUUUGUUUAUGUGAUGUAUCUACAGAAUGAAGUUUGUUGGGUUUCACCAUUACUUGAAACAUGUCUUCAGUCAUCUCAUUGGAUAAAAUUAAAAAGCUGAACCUUGAAGAUCGUCUCGCUGCCUCGGUAGCAAAAUGCAACUCGCCAUUUUUAUAAGCACUUUUUUUUCUUCCUGAUAACAACUAAUGUAUAGAACAAAGUUAUUUUUGUUCUACUUUUGCCAGGCUCAGUUAUAAGCAUUCAUCACACAUUAACUGUUCUUUGUCAAGGUUUUUCAAAAUGUAAACCUGAACUUCACAUUUUAAAACCUUUUUUUAUGCUUUAAUAUUAACAUAUUAAGUGUAAUCAUAUGGGUGUACCGUUACUGUAAGAAAUGAUGUAACUACAGGUCUUAAAAUGGUCAAAAAACCUUUUAUAGGAAAAAAGAUUUCAUUGUAAUGUAAUCAGGUUAAAUAUGAAAAUUCUAGGAAGGUUCACUUGGAUCCUUCCUCAUCUAGAAAAUACUGUAUCUAUGCUGCAAGAAAAUGGUUUUCCUUUAAAGUUUCUCUCCAGUCAAA
Scophthalmus maximus (turbot) is the source of this 3458-nucleotide messenger RNA. It is a transcript of the gene rbck1, whose product is annotated as RanBP-type and C3HC4-type zinc finger containing 1. NCBI's taxonomy places the organism in Eukaryota, Metazoa, Chordata, Actinopteri, Pleuronectiformes, Scophthalmidae. The transcript has 12 exons. Gene Ontology annotation, biological process: proteasome-mediated ubiquitin-dependent protein catabolic process; positive regulation of canonical NF-kappaB signal transduction; protein linear polyubiquitination. Bases 259 to 1833 code for a protein of 524 amino acids. Gene Ontology annotation, cellular component: LUBAC complex. The record is from RefSeq and is a predicted model, not a curated record. Gene Ontology annotation, molecular function: ubiquitin-protein transferase activity; ubiquitin binding.